UCUGUCUCUGAUCUCGACCAUGUCUGGCACGUCUGGCGUGCACGAAAAGGCGCGUGGGUGGGAGGCUGCGCGCGACGCGCUCGUCGAUGCGGCGGUGGCGGCGCACGACGAGGACACACUCCGCCGCCUCUCGGCCAUGCCGGGCGGGUUUGGGAGCCGGCCCGCCCGAUGCCGCGCUUGGCUCGAGCUCCUCCAUGUCGACCGGUUGCGGAGCGCAUCCGUGUCUCCCGAUACGACGCGGUUCGCGACGCCGGACACGGACGCCGAGACGGUCGUGUACACACCGCACAGAGACGAGGAGCAGGUGCUGCUCGAUACCCGGCGGGCGUUUGUGACGUAUCCGCGAGACGUCUCUUCCGACGCCAAGGCCGAGAUGCAGGAAGACCUGCAGGCGCUGAUCUGUGCCGUGCUUCAGCGCCAUCCGGCGCUGCACUACUUCCAGGGCUUCCACGACAUUGCGACGGUCCUAUACCUCACUCUGCUCUCCAGAGUGCCGCGCCCGCGGGAGGGCGCAACGGCGACAGAUCGCGAGGAGUGGGACACGCUUGUGCGCGCCACCGAGGUCGUCGCGCUCAGCCGCGUGCGCGACGGCAUGGGCAAAGACCUCGGCGCUAUGAUGGGCAUGCUCAAGCUCUUGCGGCGCGUCCUCGCCGCCGCUGACCCUGGGUUGUACCGCAUUUCCGCAUCGAUCUCGCCGGUGCCGACGCUGCCGUUCUUUGCGCUCAGCUGGAUCCUCACGCUGUUCUCGCAUGACGUCGACACGCUCGCGCCGGUCCAGCGCAUCUUCGACUAUCUCAUCGCCCGCAAUCCCAUCAGCGCAAUCUACCUCGCCGUGGCAAUCUUGAUGUCGAAGAAGCGGCAGAUGCUCAAGCUCGCUGCGGCUCUGGGACCAGAGGCCCGCCUCGACCCCUCGCUUCUCCAUCCCCUCUUCCAGCGCCUACCGCCACUGUACGCCGAUACACCAGAAGAGCCCCGCCCCCCACCGGACUUUCACCCUCCCGAGCACGGGGCCAAGUACGACGAGCCGAACCCAUAUGCGCCCAUUGCGCUGAGCGGCAUCUUCCAGCUUGCCGACAAGCUACAAGCCAAACAUCCGUUUGACGGGUCACGCAUCCGCGCACAUGAAGUGCUGGGUCCGGGCAGCGUAGUGCGGACAUAUGCGCGCGAACUAGGCGACAGCCUAAACCAUAACAGCGAGCUCGACGAUGGAGAGAUGGACGAGAAAGCGGCACUCAAGGGCUGGACACUGGCCGACGCCGAGGCGUGCAUCGACAAGGAUGUCGUGCUCCCCGGCGGCAGUGAGCUCGACGACGACGACGAGACUGUUCCCUGGCCAGAUCGACUGGGCGAGCUCGCGCGGUCGCAGCGCGUUGUGACUGCGCUCACGCUCGGCGUGCUCUUCCUAGGCGUCGGGGCGGCGCUGUACCGCUCCAGUGGGAGAUACCGACUCGCUGGGCUGUGGGCGAGUUAUGUGCGACGCGACAUGUCGUGGGCACGUGCGUAUUUUGGGCAUUAUGUCCGGUACGUUCCGGCGCUGCGUGACUUGUAGCGUGCGGCGUGCAGUUGUUGGACUGAGACUGGGAGUGUUAUCAACAUGGGAUAGAGCCAGGCACAGUGCUACAGGGCGAUUUGUAUUGAAACACUACUAUUGAGAUCGGGAUAUACGGAUGUAGGACACGGGCCAGGGACGAGGAAUCGGCAAGUGAUGCCGUCAACGGCGCUCGGCUGCGGCAUCGCGGCAUGCUCUGAAGCCAUCCACGGAAUGAGAUGUAUGCACCGGCGGUCAGCAGCAGUAGGCGGCCGUGCAGGUCGUGUGUGGGAGGAGCAUGUGCUGCCAACAACCUCCAUGUCCGGCGGAG
This is a messenger RNA of Cutaneotrichosporon oleaginosum, 1859 nucleotides long. RefSeq lists its product as uncharacterized. Gene Ontology annotation, molecular function: GTPase activator activity. NCBI's taxonomy places the organism in Eukaryota, Fungi, Basidiomycota, Tremellomycetes, Trichosporonales, Trichosporonaceae. The record is from RefSeq and is a predicted model, not a curated record. Gene Ontology annotation, cellular component: endoplasmic reticulum membrane. Gene Ontology annotation, biological process: positive regulation of GTPase activity; endoplasmic reticulum to Golgi vesicle-mediated transport.